AUGCAGUAUGGGAAGCUGGAGGAGUUUGUGACUCUGGUGACAGAGAUGGUUCCGGAGCUCCUGACGUUCAGGCAAAGGGUCCAACUCAUCCUGGGACUGAGAGUGAGGGUGAGACAGGUGGAAGUGUUGAGGGUUGGGAAUGGUGUAGGGUUGGGGAAAUAAUUUGAGAAAUGUCUACCACUAAAGUAUAAUGUGGGCCAUUUGGUGAGAUUCAGACCUUUGUUCACCCCAAGCCCCUGGAUGUCACAGUUAUCAUUUACACUCAUUAUCAGUUACAUAUUUGACUCAGUAUCUGGUGUGACUACGAUUUGCCUCAUGCAGCGCCACAUCUCCUUCGCAUAGAGUUGAUCAGGCUGUUGACUGUUGUGGAAUGUUGUCCCGCUCCUCUUCAAUGGCUGUACGAAGUUGCUGGAUAUUGUCGGGAACUGGAACACGCUGUCGUACACGUCGAUCUAGAGCAUCCCAAACAGGCUCAAUAGGUGACAUGUCUGGUGAGUAUGCAGACCAUGGAAGAACUGGGACAUUUUCAGCUUCCAGGAAUUGUGUACUGAUCCUUACGACAUGUGGCCGUGCAUUAUCAUGCUGAAACAUGAGGGUGAUGGCGGUGGAUGAAUGACACAACAAUGGGCCUCAGGAUCUCGUCAUGGUAUCUCUGUGCAUUCAAAUUGCCAUCGAUAAAAUGCAAUUGUGUUCUUUGUCCAUAGCUUAUGCCUGCUCAUACCAUAUCUCCACCGCCACCAUGGGGCACUCUGUUCACAACAUUGACAUCAGCAAAACGCUCUCCCACACAACGCCAUUCCCGCUGUCUGCCAUCUGCCCGGUACAGUUGAAACUGGGAUUAAUCCGUGAAGAGCACAAUUCUCCAGCGUGCCAGUGGCCAUCGAAGGUGAGUGUUUGCACACUGAAGUCGGGUAUGAUGCCGAACUGCAGUCAGGUCAAGACCCUGGUGAGGAUGCAGAGCACACAUAUGAGCUUCCCUAAGACUCUUUCUGACAGUUAGUGCAGAAAUGCUUUGGUUGUGCAAACCCACAGUUUCAUCAGCUGUCCGGGUGACUGGGCUCAGACGAUCCCGCGGGUGAAGAAGCCAGAUAUGGAGGUCCUGGGCUGGCGUGGUUAUACGUGGUCUGCGGUUAUGAGACCGGUUGUACGUACUGCAAAACUCUCUAAAAUGACUUCAGAGGCGGCUUAUGGUAGAGAGAUGAACAUUCCAUUUUCUGGCAACAGCUCUGGUGGACAUUUCUGCAAUCAGCAUGCCAAUUGCACGCUCCCUCAACUUGAGACAUCUGUGGCAUUGUGUUGUGUGACAAAACAGCACAUUUUGGUGGCCUUUUAUUUUCCCAGCACAAGGUGCACCUUUUGUAAUGAUCAUGCUGUUUAAUCAGCUUCUUGAUAUGCACACCUGUCAGGUGGAUGGAUUAUCAUGGCAAAGGAGAAAUGCUCACUAACAGGAUAUAAACACAUUUGAGAAAAAUAAGCUUUUUGUGCGUUUGGAAAAUUUGUGGGAUCUUUUAUUUCUGCUCAUGAAACAUGGGACCAACACUUUACAUGUUGCGUUUAUUUUUGUUCAGUAAUAAUUUGUUCAUAGCUACAACAGUAUACGCCUCCUGUUUCAGCUGGUUCUUGAAUUGUGUCGUGGUGUGGAGUCUAACCCAGCUGGCUACAAAACAACCCAGCCCCACCUGGACAGAAUCCAUUCAUGCACAACACGUAAAGGGGUAAGUAACCUGUAUGUGUAACACACAUCAGUCUGUUAAUGGCAAGUCUGCUUUACCUAGUUCUCAUUGUAGUUGUUUACAGUUGUUUUGUGUGUGUGAUUUACAUAUUCAGAGCAAAGACAAAGAAGUGGAGGCCUCAAAGGAUAACUUUGUGGAGCUGGUCCAAACUCUGCUAGACGACGCAACGAAGAGGGAACACUUUUUUCAGGUGAGAUAAUAUCUAACAUCUAGAUGCUAUGAAUCCCACCUUCAAAGGACUAGAACAGGGAUGGCCAACUCAAUUAUAAUUUUUUGUCAACUCAGUCGGGGUUUCAACUUACUGUUGCGAGUUAGAAUAGUAGAAUACACGAGGUGCAAUUUCGAAAUUGGUUUGUUCAAUAACAGUUUUUGUCUUACGUCAGUCACUGAUAGUCACUCAAUUAGCCCAUGUCGGCCCCCGAGUGGCGCAGUGGUUUAAGGCACUGCAGUGCUUGAGGCAUCACUACAGAUCCGGAUUCAAUCCCGGGCUGUGUCGCAGCCGGCCGCGACUGGGAGACCCAUGAGGCGACGCACAGCGUCGUCCGGAUUAGGGUAGAGUUUGGUCGGCCGGGAUGUCCUUGUCCUAUCGCGCUCUAGCGACUCCUGUGGUGGGCUGUGCGCAUGCAUGCUGACAGUCGCCAGUUGUACUGUGUUUCCUCCGCACACAUUGGUGCGGCUGGCUUCCGGGUUAAGCGAGCAGUGUGUCAAGAAGCAGUGCGGCUUGGCAGGGUCGUGUUGCGGUGGACGCAUGGCUCUCGACCUUCGCCUCUCCCGAGUCCAUACGGGAGUUGCAGCGAUGGGACAAGACUGUAACUACCAAUUGGAUAUCAUGAAAAAGGGGUAAAACUAAAAAAUAUAAUAAUAACAAUUUGCCCAUUUCAGUUAAAAUUUUUAGAUUGAUAAAUGAGUCUAGCGGCCAGCUAUCUAAACUUGGUAAUAAUGGUUGAAUUACCAGCUGGGGGGCCCCCAUUGAUUGUGUUAGUCAGUCUCACUCAGAUAUCAUAUUAAAAACUGCAAACAUUUCUCUCCACCCUAUGACAAAAUGUGUAGAAUUGCAGCAAACUUGCUUUAAAACUGCAACAUUUUCUUAAUGCUCCAUGGCAAAAUGUGUAGAAUUGCACAAAAUUUCAUCUAAAACAAAAUGUUUCUCCCUUCUGUCAAGAGGGGGGCUGCUAAAAUGUGGUGGUGGGGAGGUAUGCACAUAUGGGGACGCAGACUCGCGAGCAACUGCGGCCCCUGAUGAGUUCAGAUUUUUUGUGGCCCCCACCCCCAUUAAAGUUGCCCAUCCCUAGACUAGAAUGACCUCAAGGUGAAUAUUGAACAUGAUUAAAUUACUACAUAUGCCUUGGCUAAAACCACAUGACUCUCCCUUUCCUUCUCUGUGUUGAAGGAGGUGUUCCCUGUGCAGUACAGCACUAGGUAGGACACAGCACUGCAGAUACUGGUGUGGCAGUUCUUCAACAGACUGGAGGAGAUGCUGCCAGUGCCCAGCUUUACACAGGUACCAUCUCCAUCCUAUUAGAUCAUCUAAUGUUGACAUUCAUUUGUAAGACUUGCUUGAAAUGUAGGAUUUUUAAAAAUGUUUAAAUGACCUCCUGCCAUGAAUGAAUAAACAUCAAUACGUGUCAAUGGGGUAGGGUCUAGGGGUCAUGUGGGAUUGGACUGUGCUUUUCUCUGUUCUGCUUAUUCUCUCCCUCAGACAGCAUCCAUUCUCAAACUGACCCCUGCUGACCUGGAGGAGUGUCAGCAUUCUGUCUCUGACCCUGAGCAUCUGAAGACACUGCUGCAGCAUCAUAGAAAUCUGGGGCACCUAAAAAAAGGUUAGGAUCCCUCAGGUGAUCUAUUUGAACUUGUGUUAACCUCUGGGGUCAAUGCUUGUGGGGGAUUCUCCUGAAAGAGAAUUUGGAGUUAUUUGGAUUCUCUCUCUUUUCAAGAUCUUUUCUUCUAUGACUCUGAUACCAUCCUGUCCACGUUGUCCCUCCUCGCUCCCUCACUGAAGUCUGAACAGACCAAAAGAGGCAGAGAAAAAGGCAUGGUGAAGAACGAGAGCGAUGUGAGGAGAAACAGAGAGAAGGAAAAGCCUAAAGGGCUGAAAGAACAGGAGAGUGGCGAGGAGAGACAGCAAGAAGUCAGUGGGGAGGACGAAGAUGCCAAUGAGGAAAGUGAUGAGGGCACUGAAAGACUGGAAGAGGCUGGGGAAUCCUCUGGGAACUCAGGGCAGCAGAAACAGCCAUCAUUAGUGGCCAUCAAUGGUAAGGAAAUUCAGGGUGGAAUACAUUGCAUACAUCCAUACACUGGCAAACUGAGUUGGUGAAGUUUGAUUACUUUUUCCAGUAGCAGAGUCUGGUUGUUAGUGAAACGUAUUUUAACAUAAGAACACUUUGUUGUUGUUGAAUUUGAAUGUAGUUUAGAUCAAUUUAGUGCACAGAUUUUAUUAUUGCACAACCUGCAUGGACUUUCAAUUUUUUUAAAAUAUUUAUUAUCGCCUCAUCAGCUACUGAAGGCAAUCUGAAAUGGGGUGAACUCAGUGGCCCUUAUUUAUUUUUGAACCCACCUCCCCCCUCACUUUUGGAAGUAAUAAACUAUUUUUGUUUAAACACAUUUUUUCCUUUAUUAUUAAAUGUUUAUUUUUGGUUAUAUAUAUAUAUAUAUAUAUAUACACACACACAGUGGGGAGAACAAGUAUUUGAUACACUGCCGAUUUUGCAGGUUUUCCUACUUACAAAGCAUGUAGAGGUCUGUAAUUUUUAUCAUAGGUACACUUCAACUGUGAGAGAUGGAAUCUAAAACAAAAAUCUAGAAAAUCACAUUGUAUGAUUUUUAAGUAAUGAAUUUGCAUUUUAUUGCAUGACAUAAGUAUUUGAUACAUCAGAAAAGCAGAACUUAAUAUUUGGUACAGAAACCUUUGUUUGCAAUUACAGAGAUCAUACGUUUCCUGUAGGUCUUGACCAGGUUUGCACACACUGCAGCAGGGAUUUUGGCCCACUCCUCCAUACAGACCUUCUCCAGAUCCUUCAGGUUUCGGGGCUGUCGCUGGGCAAUACGGACUUUCAGCUCCCUCCAAAGAUUUUCUAUUGGGUUCAGGUCUGGAGACUGGCUAGGCCACUCCAGGACCUUGAGAUGCUUCUUACGGAGCCACUCCUUAGUUGCCCUGGCUGUGUGUUUCAGGUCAUUGUCAUGCUUGGAAGACCCAGCCACGACCCAUCUUCAAUGCUCUUACUAAGGGAAGGAGGUUGUUGGCCAAGAUCUCGCGAUACAUGGCCCCAUCCAUCCUCCCCUCAAUACGGUGUAGUCGUCCUGUCCCCUUUGCAGAAAAGCAUCCCCAAAGAAUGAUGUUUCCACCUCCAUGCUUCACGGUUGGGAUGGUGUUCUUGGGGUUGUACUCAUCCUUCUUCUUCCUCCAAACACGGCGAGUAGAGUUUAGACCAAAAAGCUCAAUUUUUGUCUCAUCAGACCACAUGACCUUCUCCCAUUCCUCCUCUGGAUCAUCCAGAUGGUCAUUAGCAAACUUCAGAUGGGCCUGGACAUGCGCUGGUUUGAGCAGGGGGACCUUGUGUGCGCUGCAGGAUUUUAAUCCAUGACGGCGUAGUGUGUUACUAAUGGUUUUCUUUCAGACUGUGGUCCCAGCUCUCUUCAGGUCAUUGACCAGGUCCUGUCGUGUAGUUCUGGGCUGAUCCCUCACCUUCCUCAUGAUCAUUGAUGCCCCACGAGGUGAGAUCUUGCAUGGAGCCCCAGACCAAGGGUGAUUGACCGUCAUCUUGAACUUCUUCCAUUUUCUAAUAAUUGCGCCAACAGUUGUUGCCUUCUCACCAAGCUGCUUGCCUAUUGUCCUGUAGCCCAUCCCAGCCUUGUGUAGGUCUACAAUUUUAUCCCUGAUGUCCUUACACAGCUCUCUGGUCUUGGCCAUUGUGGAGAGGUUGGAGUCUGUUUGAUUGAGUGUGUGGACAGGUGUCUUUUAUACAGGUAACGAGUUCAAACAGGUGCAGUUAAUACAGGUAAUGAGUGGAGAACAGGAGGGCUUCUUAAAGAAAAACUAACAGGUCUGUGAGAGCCGGAAUUCUUACUGGUUGGUAGGUGAUCAAAUACUUAUGUCAUGCAAUAAAAUGCAAAUGAAUUACUUAAAAAUCAUACAAUGUCAUUUUCUGGAUUUUUGUUUUAGAUUCCGUCUCUCACAGUUGAAGUGUACCUAUGAUAAAAAUUACAGACCUUUAGAUGCUUUGUAAGUAGGAAAACCUGCAAAAUCGGCAGUGUAUCAAAUACUUGUUCUCCCCACUGUAUAUAUCAUUAUUUUUACAAGGAGGCUCUUUUCUUUUUUGGUCCUUUUCUUUUUUUAUUGGUAUUUUUGAUCAUAAGCAUGUAAUCCAAUUGACAGCUAUUACAAAUAACCAUCCCACGAUAGGGAUUUGGGAUCUAAAGGUUCAUGGUCCCCCAGACUACUGAUCCACACCUCCCCCAGAACACCCCACCCUCUUAGCCCACUACCCCAGUGUGGUGGACACACAAAAGAAAACAAACAAGGGGGAAAAAAUCUAUCCCACACAUAAACAAUUACCCUGACAAACUACAAAAAUACAUAAACAGAAAUUACAUAAAGUAACUCAACGACAACAAAAACAACAACUAGAAUUGUCAUAUGACGCGAUCAGUGCAUGUUUAACUUGAAACUUUUCCUUUGCCCAGUGGCCCUUAUUCCACUCUCCUGUGUUUUCUACCUGCAGGACAAGCUAAAGCCAAGCCCCCCCAGUCCCAGGGCUUCUCCUGCUCACAGUGCCAGUUCUCCAACAGGAGAUGGCUCACCCUCCAGGAGCACAUCAAGAAGAACCAUCCAAAGGAGGACAGUGGGAUCCUGGGCUCUGGAGAAGCUGGAUCUGAAAACAUCGCCCUGCCUGUCAGUGAGACGGAAAGCUCCUCAGCCAAGAAGACCAGGACGAACAGGUACAUCUGCUCCCAGUGUGGGAAGGGUUACAAAUGUUCAUAUGAACUGAGACGACACGAAACAGUUCACUCUGAGGUGAAGCCCUUCCAUUGUGACCCGUGUGAGAAGAGAUACAAAACGAAGGUGGCUCUAAAACAGAACCUUAGGAUGCACAGAGGGGAGAAGGCGUUCUUAUGUAGCGUUUGUGGAAUGGCCUGUUGCACGUCAAGUCACUUGAGGGUACAUAUGAAAACACACACAGGUGAACAGCCCUACAGCUGUGAACAUUGUGGGAAGAGAUUCAACUUUCCUGGAAAUCUCACAGUGCAUCUGCUGAGUGACACUGGAGAAAGGCCAUAUGUUUGCUCACAUUGUGGCAGAGGCUUUAGGUCUGCAGGAACUUUACAAUCCCAUGUACGCACUCACACUGGGGAGCGACCUUUUGUCUGUUCUAUUUGUGGGAAGGGAUUUAUUCAACAUCAAAUACUGAUCGGUCACCUCCGCUGGCACAGAGGGGAAAAACCGUUCUUAUGUACCGUUUGUGGAAAUAAUUUUAGUACCUCAGGUGUCUUGUUGGUACACACACGGAUGAACGCCCCAAAAGCUGUGAGCAUUGUGGGAAGAGGUUGCGAUCUCACAAUACAUGGGCGGAUCCACACUGGUGAGCGGCCGUUCUCCUGCACACAGUGCGACAAAUGCUUCACUUCCCACAGCGACCUUUGCAGACACAUGCGAAUCCAUACAGGAGAGAAACCUUACCAGUGUAGAAUGUGCGAUAGGAGAUUCACUGAAAGCGGCAACUUGAAAGUACACCAGCGGGUUCAUCGGGGAACAGCCACAAAUGUACGGGUUUCAGUGUGUAAUAUCAGUACGGCCCACCACAAAUCACCAAGUGCGGCAAGAAAGAAGGAAAGAAAGAAAGACAAUGUUCCACCUCUCCUCGUUGGACAUGAGUUGCAGUAGCCACAGUCUAUCCAUGUUCUAAGAACACGCAUUAUAUUGGAACAACGUUAUGAUUCCCAUUAUAACGAGGAUUGUUAUUUUAUAAUAAGUUAUUGAUUGAUUUGCGUUGUAAUAACAUCUUCCUUCUCAUAGAAGCACGAUAA
This is a messenger RNA of Coregonus sp. 'balchen', 7754 nucleotides long. Lineage: Eukaryota; Metazoa; Chordata; Actinopteri; Salmoniformes; Salmonidae. The record is from the annotation of a GenBank genome assembly.